AUGCAGUUCUCUACUGUCCUUGUUACCCUCCUGCCAGCGCUAGUUGCUGCCGAAACCCUGUCUUCUAGCAAACUAUGCGUUGGUGGUUUCCGUGCAGGUUGCCUUCCGAGCAGUGACGGCAUUCAGCGUUGCCUCAAGGAUCCCAAUGUUGGAGACACUUGUGUCGUCGACUGCCAGUCGCAGUCUGACUGCUACGUUCAGUGCGUCGCCCAGGGUUUUAAGAACGGGUUCUGCACCAUUGAUGGGAGCGGACCUUGCAUCUGCAGCGGUAUCGACGGUGGCGCCGAUGCCUGA
This is a messenger RNA of Colletotrichum higginsianum IMI 349063, 294 nucleotides long. Its product is annotated as Biotrophy-associated secreted protein 3. Bases 1 to 294 code for a protein of 97 amino acids. The transcript has 3 exons. NCBI's taxonomy places the organism in Eukaryota, Fungi, Ascomycota, Sordariomycetes, Glomerellales, Glomerellaceae. The record is from RefSeq and is a predicted model, not a curated record.